CAUCUGCUUCAAAUGCCCUCCCUCGAGUCAAAAGCUGGAUUCGGUUUGCGGUGACGCUGAGGAGAGGCGAAUACUGGAGCUGCGUAUGGUGAAAAAAACGUCAGAGAGCCUUGUUAUAAAACAUCCCCGUUACAAAGUCUGCUGCAUCAUUCGCUACACAUACACACGUAUUGUUUCGUUAUACCACAUUGCCAGGGGUACCCGUAGAAACCGAACCAGCCAUGUCGAACAAGGAGGAAAAGCCCGCAGACCAGAACCAGUCCACCUGGAAGGAUUUUAUUUUCAACCCGCAGAGCGGCCAGUUUAUGGGGCGCACGGCCAGUAGUUGGGCUCUGAUUCUUCUCUUCUACCUAGUCUUCUAUGGUUUCUUAGCUGGACUCUUUACACUCACAAUGUGGGUCAUGCUUCAAACACUGGAUGACAAUGCUCCGAAGUAUUGUGACAGGGUCCCAAGUCCAGGGCUGGUAAUCAGGCCAAAGACACUGGAUAUAGUGUAUAACAGAUCUGACUCCUCAAAGUAUAGCCACUACGUUCAGCACCUUCAGUCAUUUUUACAGCAGUACAAUGAUAUAGAUCAAGAUAAAAAGCAACCAUGCCUUUCUGGGAGCUACAAUAUGCAAGAUGAUGAGACACUUCCCAAAAAAUCGUGUCCGUUUAAACGCAGUCUGCUGGGACAGUGUUCUGGCCUAAAUGAUCCCAAUUUUGGCUAUUCAGAGGGAAAACCUUGUGUACUUGUAAAGAUGAACAGAAUUAUUGGACUCAAGCCAUUAGGGGAUCCUUUUAUUAAUUGUACUGUUAAGAAAGAAGGUAGUGAUAUUAAUAUGCUGUAUUUUCCUGCAACUAAGAAUUUCGAUCUUAUGUACUUUCCAUAUUAUGGAAAAAAAGCUCAUGAAACGUAUGUGCAGCCUUUGAUUGCUGUAAAACUGAUGCUUGAAAAGAAAGAUUAUGAUAAUGUAAUAACAUUGGAGUGCAAGAUAGAGGGAUCAAGUAACCUGAAGAACGAUGACGAACGGGACAAGUUUCUGGGACGAGUGAUUUUCACUGUUAAAAUUACUGAAUAGCAAGAGCUGGAAGUCUGCACAAUGCCAACAUUGUGAUGUCAUUUUGUUUUUAUCAGCUGGACCUGCCAUUCUAGGACAUAAGACCACUUUGAAAGAGGGAUUGGAGUUAUGUGGAAUUCAUGGUAGCAUCAUGAUGUGCUUCCAGAUAUUAGUUUUUAAUCCCUAAUGUGUCGCUGCCUGCCUUGCUCUUGCCUGCCCCCCUAUCCCCUUCGCUGUUGGACCAGUACAUGAACAUAUUUCAACAUCGUGCCAUAUUAGGGACCUGUAAAUAGCUGUACUUCAACCGUUUAGUAAUGCGGUCUUUUUCCUGUUGUGAUGUGGAUUUUAUCCCCAGUGAGUGUUGCUUUUUGUGCUGUUUCUAUGUACAUAUUGAAUGGAUUUAACACUGAUUUACCUGUCAUGUUUCACAAGGUCAAAACAUUUAAGGGAUCAAAUGAAAAAAUAAAAUGGAAAAAAGAAAAAGAUAAAAUGGUACCUGGCCAAUGUUUUAAAUGAGUUUAUAACCUCUGCAAGAAUAUUUGUUUGUGCAGAUGCCUUAAGACCUGUAUGGGGGAGGGGGGGAGGGGGGAAUAAAAAUAAAAAUCUUAAAAAUGAUUUUAAACAAAAAAUUCAUCCAUGUGAUACUUUAAAAAAAGGUAUUGUAAGUGUUGGAGAUUACGCAAAAGAGUUUGUUUAUUUAAACAGGGUACAGCAAGACUACAAUGUAUAAACCUGACGUAGAUCUCAUUUCAGUACCAUUUUUAUUCUAUAUAGCAAUGUUAAUAUGUGGGUCAGUAUUACUGGUUAAGCAGGCUUAAAAAGCAUUUUUAGAGUUUCCAUUCCCACACAGGAUUUAUUUUAACUGCAGUUUUGUUUGCGUGACUAGAUCAAUCUGUCAACGCAAACAGCGAUUUAAUGCUGAUUGAUGAGUCUGAAUGUCCGUAUGCUAAUUACAUUUGAGGCUUAACGCAUGGUCAUUUUGAACUCUAGUUCUGGGACAAUGCAAAACAGACAAAUAGCCUCACUGACAGUGGACCUCAUAGGAGUUAGGUGAGAUUUUUAAUUCCUGUAACACCAACUCAAAACAUUCUUUGAAGUGGUAUUCCUGUAUAUGAAAAAGCAUUAGUUUAAAAAAUAAAUGCAAAUAGAGCCAGUACAAAAGCAUGCUUUGUAUAUUGCGAGAGCUUGGAAUUACUGGGUUGAAACUACAAUCAAGCCACCUGUACAUGCUUUACAUCACGUCUGUUUUUAACUGUUGUGUGUUGGCUGCCACUUCACUGUUGCUAAGACCCUGUAGAAACGAGACCACCACCUGCAGGGUCUUCUCCUUGUUAAAUAAUGAAUUAAUGAUAAAUCCAUUAAUUCCACAAGAUUAUCACUGACAGUGGGACAGUUCUAUUUAGAUGACAUAUAAGCCAAUCUGUUCAGAAUUGGGAGAUUGAUAUCUUAAACUAUUCAUGAGACAGCUUUCAUGAUUGAUUCAUUAUGAAAUCUCAGGGUCACACUACAAGGUGGUUAAAAUGUCUUGCCUCGCUUGUGUCUAGUCCUCUUUAUUCUUAGGAUUGAAAUACAGUACUGAAUGUCACAAAGAGGCACACUACAGUGGUCAUAGAAUACCAACAAAUACAAAUAUAAAGCAUUCUUGUGGUGUGGCUUUGAUAUUGUGCAAAUUAAACUCUUUUUAAAGUUAAUUUUAAUAUCAUUUUAAUCCGUUCUUUUCAAACAGAUUUCACUAAGCAGCUUUCUACUGCAUGACUCAGAGUUUAGCAAUACCCCAGUUUAUGGCCACUUUAAAAUUAAAAGAUGUUUGAGUUGCACUGCAAAUAAUGUACACACUUCUCAAUCUUAAAUUUACAGACUGGAUCUGCCAACCAAAUGCAUUCAGGUUUGACCUGUAGAUUGCACUGCCCAUUGCCUCAGCAUAAUACUUAUAUAUAAAAAAAAAAAAAAAAAAAAAAAAAAAACGACAAUCUGGUAUCACAGUCAGAAAAAUGAAUGAUCUAUAUGCAAACAAAUUGAAGAAACCGACAGAAGACUUUGAAAUUGCUUUAGUGAACGCCUUGGAGUGGUGAGUAGAACACAAACCAAACCCUGUCAAUGACAUACAUCUCUAUUGUAGACUUGGUUUCACUUACAACUAGAUAUCUAAACGAUCAUAUAAUUUUAAAUGUUUCUUCACUUUACUCGCAUCCCCACACAAACAUGCUAUUUAUUUGUUUUCUUCUACCAAUGUAACUUCUAUGUCAUAUACACAAAUAUGAUAUGUGAACAGUGUAUAACAUACAAUAUGCUUCAUACUUGGGAGGUAAUAAAUGGUACAAAAAGUUGAUGUCUGGAUCUUUCAGGAGGGGAAAAAAAACAAACACAUGAAGGCACAAAGCCAUUUGGCUUAUCCUAUAGUUCAGUAAAUGUUUAACAACCACAGUGUCUUUUUUACUUUUAUUUUUAUAACUCUUCCUACAAAAUGUCCUCUUUCUGAAGAAAACCACAUGAAUCUGCAAAUACAGGUUAUGUACAGAUGCAAAGUUUAUCAAGGCCACCAGGUACAAUAAAAGAAAAAAAUUAUCAUUAAGCACAUACAAUACAAAGCCCUUGUCUGGCUAGCUGUGUAUACACUUCAGAAAUCCCACCUGCAGCACAACUCGGAUGAAUUAAAUACAGUACAGCUUUUAUUAACAUGGUAUAAAAAUAGUGAGAAAAA
Polyodon spathula (Mississippi paddlefish) is the source of this 3741-nucleotide messenger RNA. Its product is annotated as sodium/potassium-transporting ATPase subunit beta-3-like. Lineage: Eukaryota; Metazoa; Chordata; Actinopteri; Acipenseriformes; Polyodontidae. Gene Ontology annotation, cellular component: sodium:potassium-exchanging ATPase complex. Gene Ontology annotation, molecular function: ATPase activator activity. Bases 222 to 1061 code for a protein of 279 amino acids. The record is from RefSeq and is a predicted model, not a curated record. Gene Ontology annotation, biological process: potassium ion import across plasma membrane; intracellular sodium ion homeostasis; sodium ion export across plasma membrane. The transcript has 7 exons.